AUGGAUGCUUUAAAUUCGGUGAGAGAUUUCCCGAGGCGCAGCGUCUGGUUCGUGAAGCGUUGCCAGAAGCCCGAUCUCAACGAAUUUACUAAGGUGGCCGCUCGAACGGCCGUCGGCAUCGUCGUCAUGGGUUUCCUUGCUUUCUUCGUCAAGUUGAUUUUCAUUCCUAUCAACAAUAUUAUCGUUGGCGCUGUCUAGUUAAACUUUUUUUUUUGAAUUCUUUUUAGAAAGAUUGUCACUUAGAGCCUAUGUGGGAAAUUUGUAGUUAUGUUGCAUUUAAUUCUUAACAGUUGGUUAUGUUGCAUUUAAUUGAUUUGUCCAUAAUGAAAUAUACAUGAGUGACCGAAAAGCUUU
This is a messenger RNA of Salvia miltiorrhiza (redroot sage), 354 nucleotides long. RefSeq names its product protein transport protein Sec61 subunit gamma-1-like. Gene Ontology annotation, molecular function: transmembrane protein transporter activity. The transcript has a single exon. Gene Ontology annotation, biological process: post-translational protein targeting to membrane, translocation; protein targeting. Gene Ontology annotation, cellular component: Ssh1 translocon complex; membrane. The record is from RefSeq and is a predicted model, not a curated record. Bases 1 to 198 code for a protein of 65 amino acids. NCBI's taxonomy places the organism in Eukaryota, Viridiplantae, Streptophyta, Magnoliopsida, Lamiales, Lamiaceae.